Chionomys nivalis (European snow vole) is the source of this 1140-nucleotide messenger RNA. RefSeq names its product leucine rich repeats and transmembrane domains 1 (gene Lrtm1). The record is from RefSeq and is a predicted model, not a curated record. The transcript has 3 exons. Gene Ontology annotation, cellular component: membrane. Lineage: Eukaryota; Metazoa; Chordata; Mammalia; Rodentia; Cricetidae. Gene Ontology annotation, biological process: axonogenesis; regulation of presynapse assembly; positive regulation of synapse assembly. Gene Ontology annotation, molecular function: protein binding. The coding region runs from base 1 to 1140 and encodes 379 amino acids.
AUGAAAGCUAAACAGCCCGAGGGGGAUGACAACACGCUCUUGCUAAUUAUGCGGGGAUUGUGGCUGGCUCUCCCCUCUAUUUCAGGUGUUCUGCUGCUGUUUUCCAGUGUUUGCAUCCUGCUCCCAGGUGUGGGCAGCUGCCCCAAGAAAUGUUUGUGCCACCGUCCUUCGAACUCUGUGGACUGCAGUGGCCAGGGGCUGUCCAAGAUUCCUCCUGAUCUACCCCCAUGGACGCUAACCCUGCUCCUACAAGAUAACCAGAUCCACUGGCUUCCUGCUCUUGCAUUCAGGUCCGUGCCGCUGCUCAGCAUCCUAAAUUUAUCCAACAACUCUCUUUCAAAUCUGGCAUCAGAGGCUUUCUAUGGGCUUCGGCACUUGGAGGUUUUAAACCUAACCCAAAAUUCCCUGCUUUCCCUGGAAACCAGCCUUGCCCAUGCUCUACCUGGACUCAGGCAGCUGUAUCUGUCAUCCAACAGCCUCAAUCUCCUGCCCACAUCCCUGGGCAAGCCUUGGGAGAACCUGACUGUGUUCGCCGUGCAGCGGAAUAGUCUCCAACAUCUGGAGCGUACGCUUCUGGAGGCCAUGCCCAAGGUGAGGCUGGUACUUCUAAAGAACAACCCCUGGAAAUGUGACUGCCACUUGGUGGGUCUGAAACUCUGGCUGGAGAGAUUCACCUUUACAGGGGGAGUAACAGACAGUGCCAUCUGCAGGCUGCCUGAGCCCUGGAAGGGACGAGAUCUCCUCUCCAUUCCCCAUGAACUUUACCAAUCCUGUCCUCUGCCUUCUCCACAACUGGCACCCUCACUAGGUCAGCAGCCUGGUUCUGCCCCUCAAGAGGUCCACAAGCCUUCUGAGAAUAACUCUGGACAGCAAGAUUCCCUGGAGUGUGGGACCAAACCCAAACCAAAGCCAGCCAACCUGCGCCAUGCUGUGGCUACCGUGGUCAUCACCGGGGUGGUAUGUGGGAUCGUCUGUCUCAUGAUGUUGGCGGCUGCUAUCUAUGGCUGUACCUACGCAGCUAUCACAGCCCAGUACCACGGGAGACUCUUAGCAUCAACCCGUGAGUCUGAGAAGAUGGGAAGCAAGGAGCCAAUGGACCAUUCAGCAGCCCAAGAGCCACCAUGUCAAAGUCCUCCUUGA